This is a messenger RNA of Aureobasidium uvarum, 1611 nucleotides long. NCBI's taxonomy places the organism in Eukaryota, Fungi, Ascomycota, Dothideomycetes, Dothideales, Saccotheciaceae. The record is from the annotation of a GenBank genome assembly.
AUGAAGUUCUCAUCUGUUCUUGCAGCCUUGUCUGCAGUCGGCAGCACGCUGGCUCAGCAGACUUAUACCAAUCCUGUGCUUUGGUACGAUCUUGCAGACAUCGAUGUCUUCCGCAAGGGCAACCAAUACUAUUACUCUGCCUCGACCAUGUCGUUCUCGCCCGGAGCUCCUAUCCUCAUAUCUGGAGAUCUUGUCAAUUGGGAGUUUAUCGGACACUCGGUCCCCAGACUUGACUUCCACGACACUGCUUAUGACUUGGCUGAUAACAGACAAGCUUAUGUUCGUGGUAUCUGGGCUUCUUCCAUGCAGUACCGCGAGUAUGACGACACAUUCUACUGGAUUGGGUGUGUCGACUUCAAGACCACUUAUAUCUACAAGUCUAAGGAUCCUGCUGGAGACUGGAGCAAGGUUGGCGAGAUUGGUACCUGCUACUACGACUGUGGAAUGUUAUUUGAUGGCCAGAACAUCUAUGUUGCUGUAAGACAUUUUACUCUCUCCGCCCUCUUAUCAAGAUGGACCAGGCAACUGACAGAUCCCAAAAACAGUNAUGGUAACACCAAGAUCAGCGUUGCACAGCUGAACAACGACUUCACCCAGAAGUCGACUACUCAGGUCUAUAGCUCAUCCAUCACGAUCGAAGGCUCCCACAUGAAGAAGAUCAACAACAAGUACUACAUCUUCGUCACUCAACCCGCCUCCAACGAAUACGUCCUCAAGUCAAACUCUGGCCCUCUAGGUCCCUACGAAUUCAAGAUUUUCACCCAGGCACCCGCCAGUGGCAUCCAAGGAUCCGGAAACCCGCAUCAAGGCAGUGUGGUGGACACUCCCAAUGGCGAUUGGUAUUAUCUCAGUUUCAUUGAUGCAUACCCCGGCGGCCGCAGUCCUGCCUUGGCGCCUUUUGUGUUUGACUCUCAAGGCUGGCCGUCCUUGAAACAAGCAAAUGGCUUUGCAACCGCAAACCCCUAUCCAGUAACUCCCGUUCCCGUCAAAUCCACCACUGGCACCGAUACCUUUACAGGACCAAAACUAGGACCUCAAUGGGAAUGGAACCACAACCCCGACACUUCCUCCUUUUUAUUUGCCUCUGGAGGCGGUCUAGUGCUCAAAACAUCUUCAGUCACCAAAGACCUCUAUCAUGCGAGAAACACUUUGACGCAUAGAAUUUUGGGUCCCGACAGUACUGCCACCAUCGCUUUGGAUAUUUCCAAAAUGGCUGCUGGGGAUCAGGCUGGUUUGGCGCUGUUCCGCGAUAACUCUGCUUACAUUGCCAUUCGCAACAACGCCGUGAUUCUGCAACGCGAUCUCACCAUGGGGGCGGGUUGGAACACUCUCUCCACCGGCCGCACCGAGACCUCUGUUUCCCUCCCCUCGGGAACCAAAAGUGUGUACCUGAGACUACAUGCUGACAUCAAACCUGCUGGUUCGCAUCAAGGUACAUUUUCGUGGAGUACGGAUGGAAAAACUUUUAAGCAGCUGGGCACACCGUAUACCAUGAACACGACUUAUUAUUUUUUCAUCGGGUAUAGGUUUGGUAUCUUCAACUUUGCGGAAAACAAUNUUGGGGGUAGUGUUACGGUCAAGUCUUUUGAUUUGGCGCUGGGGUCUAAGUAA